Molecule: messenger RNA, 781 nt
Organism: Cololabis saira (Pacific saury)
Lineage: Eukaryota; Metazoa; Chordata; Actinopteri; Beloniformes; Belonidae
Gene: mzt1
Product: mitotic spindle organizing protein 1
Exons: 3
Coding region: 232-453 (73 amino acids)
Biological process (GO): mitotic spindle assembly; microtubule nucleation by interphase microtubule organizing center; gamma-tubulin complex localization
Cellular component (GO): interphase microtubule organizing center; gamma-tubulin ring complex; spindle
Source: RefSeq, a predicted model, not a curated record
CUUCCGCCGCCAGGUUCGAGCAGGGACACUGGAGCAGCGUAGCUCAUGUCAGUGUUCAUCUCUGUGCAUGGGAUUAUAUGGAAAAUUAAUACUACAUAUUGAGUGUCUGACUGAAUGGCUGUGAUAUUGCUUAUCACAAAAUUAUUAUAGUGGUGUCAGAAAGUUAUUUUAAGUCUUCAUUGUUUUGGAAACCAGCUAGGAAGCUUCGGCUAACGAUAGCUGUCUACUGCGAUGGCAAGUGCAGCAAAUACAAACCUCAACGCUGUCCGGGAGACCAUGGACGUUCUGCUGGAGAUUUCCAGGUUGCUGAACACUGGUUUGGACAUGGAGUCUCUGUCUAUAUGUGUGAGACUGUGUGAGCAAGGCAUCAACCCUGAAGCCCUGUCUUCAGUCAUCAAAGAGCUGCGGAAGGCUUCUGAAUCACUCAAGGUCUCUGAGAAUUGCACAAACUGAAGAUGGAAUCAGAUCACCUUGGUUUAGGACCUUUUUAAUUGGAUACCUCCCCGUUUCCAGAUCAGUACCUGCAACUGGUUGUCUACCCCAACCUGAUUUAUUUUGGUACUCUGUCCUUGUUGACUAAUGUGUUGUCCUUCUCCAUGGUGUUUCUUGUGUUUUGGUUUUUGUAAAGUAGUACCAAGUGUUACUUUAUGUGUACAUUUUUUAAUUGUGUUUUCAGAUGGGUAUAAUUUGUCAUGAUUGUUUUGUCUGCCAUUUUUCAUAAUUUUGUGUGACUGUGAUGAAUGGAAGAGGCCGAAUAAAAUUGUUGCUGUAAGCAACCACA